Messenger RNA from Bactrocera oleae (olive fruit fly), 1530 nucleotides. RefSeq names its product Dpr-interacting protein alpha (gene DIP-alpha). The record is from RefSeq and is a predicted model, not a curated record. Gene Ontology annotation, cellular component: neuron projection. NCBI's taxonomy places the organism in Eukaryota, Metazoa, Arthropoda, Insecta, Diptera, Tephritidae.
GUUGGCUGGCUAAAAGCGGAUACAAAAGCCAUUCAGGCGAUACACGAGAAUGUCAUCACACACAAUCCACGUGUCAGUGUUAGUCACUUGGAUCAAAAUACAUGGAAUUUACAUAUAAAAGCAGUGUCGGAAGAGGAUCGCGGCGGUUAUAUGUGUCAGCUCAAUACGGAUCCAAUGAAAAGUCAGAUUGGCUUUCUGGAUGUAGUCAUACCACCAGACUUUGUAGCGGAAGAUACCUCUUCUGAUGUGAUUGUACCGGAAGGCAGUUCGGUCAAAUUAACAUGUCGGGCUCGCGGCUAUCCUGAACCAAUCGUGACAUGGCGGCGGGAGGACGGCAACGAAAUCGUGCUCAAAGACAACAUCGGCACAAAGACCAUGGUAUCCUCAUUUCGCGGCGAAGUGUUAAAGCUGACGAAAAUCUCACGCAACGAAAUGGGCUCAUACCUCUGCAUUGCAUCAAACGGUGUACCGCCGUCAGUUUCAAAGCGCAUCUCGCUCAACAUACAUUUUCAUCCUGUCAUUCAAGUACCGAAUCAAUUAGUUGGCGCACCGCUUGGCACUGAUGUGCAGAUCGAGUGUCACGUCGAGGCCUCACCAAAAUCAAUUAACUACUGGAUUAAGGACACUGGUGAAAUGAUUGUGUCCUCACUGAAGUAUCAUGUACAGGAAUCCUCUAAAUCCCUAUACGAAACAAAGAUGACAAUGAUUGUGCGUAAAUUCCAAAAGGACGACGUUGGCUCUUACCGCUGUAUAGCGAAGAACUCUCUUGGUGAGGUGGACAGUAGCAUAAGACUUUAUGAAAUACCCGGUCCAAAUCGUAAAAACCCAGCCGGCAAACACGGCGUUGGCGGCAACAACGACGCGGACACCAAUGACGUACUGAAAAUGAAACAAGUCAAAGUCACAUAUCAGCCAGACGACGAGGACCUAUACGGCUCAGCAGAGGAUUUCGAUGACAGCGAAUUGCCCUUGCCACCAUUAACGCCGAACAUCUAUUACACUAACGGUCAGAAACAGCCGACGCAUAGACCGGCCAUGUCCGGCGCUGGUAUAGGCGGCGGCAAUGGUGGCACAAAUGGUGUUGGUAAUGGUGGUGGUGCCUCUGAUGGUCGCCAUCAUCACCACAACUCAGCUGGCGGCACAGGUGGUGGUGGCAUUGGUGGCGGUGUCGGCGGUAUUGGCAACCUGGAUUUUGGUAACAUGGACGCCACCAGUGGCGGCCUCAGUAUUGUUAGUGGUUUCGCGGCAACUCUUUUUCGUGGCAUAACGCGCGAGCCUACAUUUCAACGCGGCGCUACUGACACAUUUGGCGGCGCAACCAAAGUACCCAACGCUAGGGACAAUAAGGAGCUGAGAGCGCCCACCACGGAUACACAACAUGGGCGCUUUGCGUCACUUUGGUCUUGGUGGUGGUGGUGGCAACAGCAGCUGGACAGCAGCUAUUAUCGUUGGCGUGGCCAUUGGCAGCAAGCGCUGCUCAUUUUGCUCGUUCCUAGUUUAAUCACUUCGUUCUGCUGGCAUUUAUUAUAA